UUAUACAUAUAUGUUUUUUGUGGAGCUGGUGAUGUUUCUGUGCAGCUGUGGGAAGGAAAGACGUUUUUUGGGGGGGGUUUUUUACAUCAGCAAGUUGAAAAAGGGCCAUCAAACUGUGGGAGGAAAUAUCCUCGGCCGAAAUGGGAUUUGAACUGACGGCCUUCUUGUUGUGAGGCAAAUACUGUCGCAAAAUAUACGUCGGUGAAAUCACAAUUAGAUAUUUUACACAAAUCGCUCAGUCAAUCGCUCAGGUUUCCACACAGAAAGACCCUCGGUUAGACCAGGUCACAAACCCUGGUCCCCCGUGACCCUCACAUGGAGGAUCAAGUGAUAGAAGAUAGAUGGAUGGAUGGAUAUUUAUAUGAAAUAAACUUGUGGGAUAGCUGUAAGGGGAAUAAGAAGAAAUGUGAACAAAAUAUAUAAAGGAAAACAUUCAAGGGAAAAGAGAAAGACAUUUACUUUCACUUAGGAACAAAGGUUUUUGUGGCGAGACGUAAGGAAACCCUUGAUUCCAUAAAGGUCAAGUGUGUAAGAAUUAUGCUGCCUUCACAUGCUAUCGGAAAUAUGAUACUUCAGACAGAUAAGUUCACCCUUACCCGCUUUUUAACAUUUUUUUAAUUGUUAUUGCAUAAAUGGUGGGUAAACCUAGUACUAUAUGUAUUUUAUACACUAAAUCAGAGGUGUAGUAUUUUGAAAAGACACUCUUGGAAAUGUCAAAGGUUAUCUCCAUUUGGGAACUUAUGUAUCAAAAUUAUCUCUCAGAUUCCCACUGGAAAUCACGAAACCAUGAGGCAGCGUUAAUGUGCAUAUUGGACGUCUCAUAAUUCCGAUAGCACAUGAAGGCAGCAUUAGUAAGUGGUUUUAGGCUAAUGUAGACAUGAUGACCACCUCCGUAAAACAAUAUAAAAGACUAAUUCUAAGGCCACAUUAUUUUUUAUUUGAAGCGAUGAUAAACAUGUACAAGACUGGUAUUUGAUCUCCCUUCUAAAUAUAACACACGACCUUUAAUCACAACUAGUACAGCGUUUGUCUCAUUGUGCAUGGUAUAUCUUGGUGCAACAUUGCCACCUGGUGGAUGUAUGGUGCACCUACGGGGGAGGAAGUGGACACCGCGGACGGAGAGGGGAAAGGAGGGGGGAAUCGAAGGAAAAGGGCGGAGGAAAGGGAGCUUCCGAGUGGAUAAGGGAAAAUGACAGACUACUGUGACUUGUAGCAGCGCGAUAAAUCAACCUCCAGUUAAUAUCGCAGGGUUUUCCCCCCCCAAACGAGCUGAAGCUUCUGUGUCUGCAGUGAACGACAUAUGAGCACACGGUGGCUGACUCGUCGCUAAGUUUGUAUCCCCAUCACAGCUCUCGCACUUUCAGUAAAUCUGUCUGUCUGUGCCGAGUGGGUGGGUCAGGCGACUGGGAGUUGCAGGGGCCAUGCAUCAGGGGUGAGGGGGAUUUGCGUAGGGGGAAACACAACGUCACGUGAGGAGAGCUCCGGGGGCCGGUGGGUGUGGAGAUGAAGCUCAAACAGCGCAUGGUGGUGCUGUGUGCCGUGCUUCUCCUGCUGGGCCUGGCCAAAAUCUUCCUGCUGGAUGGAGGUGAAGGGUCUGCAGCCAACCGACAGGACCUCAGGGCGUUUCGCAAGAUGGAAGCUAGCCUCUCUCUGUCCCGCGGAGCUCGCCUCAUACACACCCUCCAGUCUCCGUGGGAGAUAGCAAGCCAAUGGGUGGGUCCGAGAGAGGUGUAUCCGGAGGAGACCCCAGAACUGGCUGCUGUGCUCACUGCCCUCAGCACGGCCAGGAUUGAAAGGGCAGAUGUGGGCUAUAAGGGCACACAGCUCAAAGCCCUGCUUGUACUUGAUGGUGGACAGAAAGUGGUCUUUAAACCAAAAAGAUAUAACAGAGACUAUGUUGUUGAAGGUGAGCCAUACGCAGGGUAUGACAGACACAAUGCAGAGGUGGCAGCUUUUCACUUGGAUAGGAUCCUGGGCUUCAGGAGAGCGCCUCUCGUGGUGGGACGAUACGUCAACCUGCGUACAGAGAUUAAACCUGUGGCCACAGAGCAGCUACUGAGCACCUUCCUCAUGCAGGGUAAUAAUACGUGUUUCUAUGGAAAGUGUUACUACUGUCGGGAGAGUGAGCCAGCGUGUGCAGAGGGAGAGAUAAUGGAGGGAUCGAUAACUCUGUGGCUGCCUGACGUCUGGCCGCUGCAGAAACACCGACAUCCGUGGGGACGCACAUACAGAGAGGGGAAACUGGCCAGGUGGGAAUACGAUGAAAGUUACUGUGAGGCCGUGAAGAAAAUGCCUCCGUACGACGCAGGGCCAAGGCUGCUGGACGUCAUAGACACAGCCAUAUUUGAUUAUCUCAUCGGGAAUGCUGAUCGGCAUCACUAUGAGAGUUUCCAGGACGACGGCGGCGCCAGUAUGCUCAUUCUGCUCGACAAUGCAAAGAGCUUUGGGAACGCAGCCCUCGAUGAGCGGAGCAUCCUAGCACCACUUUACCAGUGCUGCAUGAUCCGUGUGUCCACGUGGAACAGGUUGAACCUGCUCAGAGGUGGAGUGCUGAGCUCAGGUAUGCGUCAGGCUCUGGCGUUCGACCCGCUCCACCCAGUCCUGGCUGAGCCGCACAUGGCGGCGCUGGACAGGCGUCUCUCUGGCGUCAUAGCGACUGUGAAGCAGUGCAUGGAGGCGCAGGGCCCCGACAACACUCUCAUAGAAGACCGAAUAAACCUCCCACAUCCCUAGAGACAAACCAGGGGGAGAAAAAUGGCGAACGUAGGAGCAGCCAGGACUUAACUUCCUGAGCCUGGAGAAGAGGAGAGGGACAUGGAAGAGCAAAGAGAGGUGUUAAGGGCGGAGACGCAGAGACGGUGGAGUGAAGACUGUGCUUUCCUUCUGCCCUCAUCCCUUCCUUGAUUGUCACUGGAUUCAAAGUAAAUCCAGUCAUGAAAACUUUUCUCUCAGGACUGUUGUGCAUUUGAAGAGAGUAAACUGCUGUGAGGACACCUCCAUCUACUACUGCUGUUAGAGACCACACUUCCUCCCCACUGACCACUGAGUCCACAUCUUGCUUUUGGAGUCAACCGCGAAGAAAAGAUUUAGACUCAUAAAAGAGGCAGGAAGGAAGGAAGGGAGGGAAGGAAGGAGGGCGGAAAGCACUGACAUUUCAAAUGAGUCACAAACAUCUGGACGAGCCAUACUUCGGGCUGAACCUUUGUGUCAGAAGUGCAAAUUCUUUUCUUUUUCUCCUGUACAUAUUUAACUAAAUAGAGACAGAAUAAUGGGAAAAGAGAAUAUACAUCUGUGUAUAAUAAUAUUAAAUAAAUGUAAGGGUACGAGUGUG
This is a messenger RNA of Solea senegalensis (Senegalese sole), 3331 nucleotides long. RefSeq names its product FAM20B glycosaminoglycan xylosylkinase (gene fam20b). Bases 1504 to 2733 code for a protein of 409 amino acids. Gene Ontology annotation, molecular function: phosphotransferase activity, alcohol group as acceptor. Lineage: Eukaryota; Metazoa; Chordata; Actinopteri; Pleuronectiformes; Soleidae. The record is from RefSeq and is a predicted model, not a curated record. The transcript has 9 exons. Gene Ontology annotation, biological process: protein phosphorylation. Gene Ontology annotation, cellular component: Golgi apparatus.